This is a messenger RNA of Penicillium cataractarum, 3204 nucleotides long. RefSeq lists its product as uncharacterized. Gene Ontology annotation, biological process: vesicle fusion with Golgi apparatus; transcytosis; endoplasmic reticulum to Golgi vesicle-mediated transport. The record is from RefSeq and is a predicted model, not a curated record. The coding region runs from base 1 to 3204 and encodes 1067 amino acids. Lineage: Eukaryota; Fungi; Ascomycota; Eurotiomycetes; Eurotiales; Aspergillaceae. Gene Ontology annotation, cellular component: Golgi membrane; cytoplasm; ER to Golgi transport vesicle membrane. The transcript has 5 exons.
AUGUUUCGAAUCCUUGAAUCGCAAGCUCCGGCCAAACAAACGGCAACGGAUACAAUCGAUGUUUUGAGCAGUAGGUUGCAGAGUGCAACCUUGUUGGAGGAUCGGCGUGCAGCGAUCCAGGGUCUGAGAAGCUUCGCGAAGCUCUAUCCUGCAUCGGUAGCUUCGGGAGGUCUCCGAUCGUUGAUCGGCUGCUUGCACAAUGAUCGGGAAGAUGUGGACACCAUCAAAGUGGUCCUUGAGACCUUGUUGAUGCUGUUUACUCCGGAGGAGACAAGUCCCGAAGCGUCAGAUGAGAUUGCUCUUUGGCUGGCAGAUGAAUUCACUCAGCGUCAAGAUAAUAUCACUAUUCUGCUGGACUUACUCGAGGCUCGUGACUUCUAUUCGCGCCUGUACUCUCUACAAUUGAUGUCCCAAAUCUGUAGUGCCAGGCCGGAAAGAACACAAGAGUGCAUCUUUACAGCACCAUUGGGUAUUUCAAGGCUAGUGAACGUGCUUACGGAUAACAGGGAACCUGUUAGAAAUGAGGCUCUCGUUCUGCUCAUCGCCUUGACGCCCUCUUCAGAAGAGCUACAGAAGCUUGUCGCAUUCGAGAACUCGUUUGAGAUCAUAUUUUCUUUGAUUGAAGCGGAGGGCGCCCUGACCCUUGGGACUGAAGUGGUCGAAGAUUGUCUCACAUUGCUCGCCCAUCUCCUCAAGUUCAACGUUUCCAACCAGUCGUUCUUUCGCGAGACUGGGUGUGUGAAGAAGGUGACGAAGCUUCUUCUCGAAUGCCAACUAGAGCCAGCUCAGGCUGAAGAUGCUCCCCCACAAUGGACCAUUGUUCACAGAGACAAGAACGUCUGGGGUCUUCUCGCCAUCAUUCAACUAUUCCUUAUCCGUGGUGGCGUGGGGACGCCCAUGAACCAGACGGCUUUCUGGCAGAAUGGCGUAACGGAACAGGUUCUCAGCAUAGCCUUCGGCCAGAAGUUCAGCGUCAACGUUACCUCCAAGGCCUUGGCAACCUGUGCCGAUCUUAUCCGUGGGAACUCGCCAUUGCAGGAGAGCUUCGGGGAUAUUGAGGUCCUGUGGGGCUCCCAAGCACCAAGGGAUACGACUGCCAAUGGUCAUGCGGAGGAACCAGAACGGAUCAAUGUCAUUGAGGCAUUCCUGAAGCUCAGCCUUCAGCCUUCUCCCAAUAGUAUGUUGGAUGCACGUCUUGCCGCCUGUGAAUGCAUGAAAGCAUUCUUUGCCCAUCAUCCUGGGAUUCGCAUGCAUGUUCUUAGACGUGCUAUCGAAGGCCACGUUAGCGGGCAAGAUCGAAUUCCCAACAUUCUAUCUGUCCUGCUCACAGCACCAGACGCGAGAGGUAAUGCCGAUCCCUAUCAAGUUUGGAUGGCGUCUGUUCUGUUGUUCCAUCUGAUUUUCGACGAUGCCGAGGCAAAGGCGACGGCCAUGCAGGUUACAGAGGGCGAUGCUGAAAGUGGAGAAGAGGUCAUAACCAGUGUCCAAUCGGUGGUUGGGAACUUGAUCACUGGGUUACAACGUGGUGACGAUGAAAGGAUCACCGUGGGCUAUCUAAUGUUACUCUGCGGCUGGCUUUUCGAAGAUCCGGACGUUGUGAAUGACCUUCUCGUUGAAGGCAGCAGCAUCCAGACACUCUUGCAGGAGAUCAAGCACCAAAGAACUCCCAGCAAGUUGAUACCCGGUCUUUGCACAGUUCUGUUGGGAAUUAUUUACGAAUUCUCAACAAAGGAUUCCCCUAUCCCACGAGUCACAUUGCACAAGCUGCUCAUUGAGCAGCUUGGAAGAGAACAAUACAUUGACAAGAUCACAAAGCUGCGAGAAUGUCCCUUGGUCCGUGACUUUGAGGUCUUGCCGCAAACUGCUGCCGGGCAAGUUGACGGACUGCCCGAAGUUUUCUUCGAUCGCUCAUUUGUUGAGUUCCUCAAGGAUAAUUUCAGCCGCUUGAUUCGAGCCAUCGACCGCGAGCCGGGCUUCGAGGUCUCUGUUGUUGCCAAUGGCGUUGAAAAGGGUGUUUCACGAGACCUUGUAGACUCCUUGCGUGCGGAGUUGGAAGAUCGAAGCGAAACAAUCCAAAAGCUGGAAUCUGAUCUCGUCACUAUACAACGGAAACUUGACCAAGAACACCUGGAUCACCGAAAGACGAAAGAAUCAGGGUCAGUUGAACUAUCCAAAGCCCAGCAGGCACUCCAGUCCCUUCAGUCGUCACAUGGACAGGAGGUGUUCAAGCUAGAAGAGCAGCAUAAACAAUCAAGGAACGAGCUACUCAAAAAACAUGGGGAACAACUUCGUGCCAUCGAUAACCAGCUCAAGCAGGCAUCGGCUGAAUAUGAGCGAAAAUCCACAAAAGUACAAGAACAUCAUAAGCAAGAAGUUGCUGGGAUGCAAAAGACCAUUCGUGGACUGGAAUCAGAGCUCUCGAAGGCUCGGGAACAGCAUGCUGGUGAAGCUGCUGCUCUGAAACGGAAAAUUCAGGAUUUGGAGUCUGCCAUCAGCCGGUCAAAGGAAUCCAAUGCAGGCCAAGUUGCGGAUCUUCAGCACAGGCUUCAAAGUCUGGAAUCCGCCCUUGCCUCCACUAAGGGACAACACAAUUCCGAAGUUACCGGUUUCAAGAACACGAUCGGAUCAUUGGAAUCUAAUCUGGCUGCUGUGAAGACACAGCAUGAGGCUGAGAUUGCUGAUCUCAAGCAGUCUCUCGCGACCGCCAAGUCAGACCUUGAGAGCGUCCAAGAAAAGUCUACAAAGGACGCUGAAGAAUUGAAGCAGGAUUUCUCUUCUAAGAUGUCUGCGUUGGAAGCUCGCGCUGCGGAUGCCGAGCGGAAGGCAGAAGAGGCUGAAUCACAAGCCUUGGAAAAGUCAACAAAGGACAUUCAAGCAGCCAAUGAAGGGGCCUCAUCCAAGAUCUCGGCAUUGGAGGCUCGCGCUGCUGAGGCCGAACGGAAGGCAAAGGAAGCCCAAUCGCAGGCCCAGAGCGCAGCUGCAGCACUCAAGGAGAUCAAAGCCCAACUUGAAAAGGCUCAGGCAGAGGCCAAUGAUAAGGAAGAAGCCCGCCAAGCAACCCAAACUGAAUUGGAUGACCUCCUGAUCGUCUUUGGAGACCUAGAGGCUAAGCGAGAAGAAGACAAGAAACGGCUCAAGGACCUUGGCCAAGAAGUUUCCGAAGCUGAAGACGACGAUGAAGAUGAGGACGAGGACGAAGAUUAA